AUGGAGGAAGGAAUCCUACCCGAUUCGGAAAAGAAGACGGCCUACAUUCGCGAAGCAGAUAGCCAUGAAACCCUUUCUGAUCUUCUCCAUGGGCAAGUGCCUUCGAAAGCUCCCGUCAAUUGGGGUUUGUCUAGCGAAGUCAUUGCCAUGCAGGAACGCGAUUUGGCUGCCGGCUAUGGCAAGCGUGAACUCGGGGUCACCUGGAGGGACUUGACCGUCGAUGUACUUUCAGCUGAAGCGUCUGUGAAUGAGAACUUUAUCUCCCAAUUCAACCUCCUCCAAACUGUGCGUGAUCUCCGACAAAAACCCGCAAUUAGAUCCAUUCUCCAAAAUAGUCAUGGUUGUGUGAAGCCAGGAGAGAUGUUGCUUGUUCUAGGACGACCGGGCUCUGGCUGCACGACCUUGUUGAAUGUUCUUUCGAACCGGAGAGCUGGCUAUAAAUCUGUCUCCGGCGAGGUCAAAUUCGGUACAAUGAAUCCCGACGAGGCUGAACUCUACAAAGGCCAAAUUGUGAUGAACAGUGAGGAGGAGAUCUUUUUCCCUACCUUGACUGUGGGACAAACCAUGGAUUUCGCUACCCGUUUGAAGAUUCCCUUCCAUGUGCCCGGUGGCGCUACCCCGGCGGACUGGGCGGGCGAUUUCAAGCGCUUCCUCAUGGAGUCAAUGAAGAUAUCGCACACGGAAGAGACCAAGGUCGGAAACGAGUUUGUGCGUGGUGUCUCUGGUGGAGAGAGAAAGCGUGUGUCGAUUAUCGAGUGUAUGGCGACCAGGGGAUCUGUAUUCUGCUGGGAUAACAGUACUCGUGGUCUGGACGCAUCCACUGCCCUCGAGUGGGCAAAGGCCUUGCGUGCAAUGACCGAUAUCCUGGGCCUCACCACUAUCGUGACACUCUACCAGGCCGGAAAUGGUAUCUACGAUCUUUUCGACAAAGUUCUGGUGUUGGAUGAAGGAAAGCAGAUUUACUAUGGCCCAGCAUCCGAGGCUAAACCCUUCAUGGAAAGUCAAGGCUUCAGAUACACCGAUGGUGCCAAUGUCGCUGAUUAUCUAACUGGUGUUACCGUUCCAACUGAGCGAAAGAUUCUUCCUGGAUACGAGGGUAUAUUCCCUCGCAACGCCGAUGAACUCCUCGGCAAAUACCAAAAACACGAGAUCUGCCAGCAGAUGAUGGUGGAAUAUGAUUAUGCCUCGUCCUCGCUCGCUGCGGAACGUACGACUGCGUUCCAAGAGUCAGUCGCAUUCGAGAAGAACUCCUCCCUCCCGAAAAACAGCCCCUUGACUACAUCCUUCCAACACCAGCUCAAAAUUUGUAUCGCGCGCCAGUAUCAAAUCAUCUGGGGUGAGAAAUCCACAUUCUUUAUUCGUCAAUUUGUUUCUCUUGCCAUGGCUUUGAUCGUCGGAUCCUGCUUCUACGACUCUCCGAACACGUCUGCCGGUAUUUUCACCAAGGGCGGUGCUGUCUUCUUCUCUCAGGUCUACCAGGUCACCAUGGCCAUGGCUGAAGUUACUGGUUCUUUCAAGGGCCGACCGAUCGUGACCAAACACAAGGGUUUCGGUUACCAUCACCCUGCUGCAUACGCUAUUGCAAUCCUCACUGCGGAGCUUCCAGUGGUGCUCUUCCAAUGCACUAUCUUCUCGGUAAUUCUCUACUGGAUGUGUGGCCUGAAAGCAACUGCCUCUGCAUUCUUCACCUUCUGGAUUAUUCUUAUUGCUAUCACUUUGACUGUUAACGCAAUGUUCCGAUCGAUUGGUGCUGCCUCCGCCAACUUAGAGGUGGCUUCCAAGAUAUCCGGUGCUGCCAUGAAGUUCCUUGUGAUGUACACUGGCUACAUGAUCCCCAAACCUGACAUGAAGCAUUGGUUUGUGGAGUUGUAUUAUGCCAAUCCUUUAUCUUAUGCUUUCCAAGCAGGAAUUACCAACGAAUUCCAUGAUACCGUCAUGCCUUGUGUUGGCGGAAGUCUGAUUCCUCACGGUGACGGUUACGAUGAUUCCGCUUAUCAAUCUUGUGCCGGCGUGAAGGGAGCUGUCAAGGGUGAGACUUUUGUUACUGGCGAUAACUACCUUGCUGCUCUUCACUGGAAGCACUCUCAGCUCUGGCGCAACUUUGGUGUUGUGUUGGGAAUGUGGGCCUUCUUUAUUGUCAUUACCACUAUUGCGACAUGCAGGUGGAAGGCCGGAGGAGCAGGCAGUAGCUCGCUUCUUAUUCCUCGCGAGAAGAUGAAGCACUUCAAGCGCUCUAAGGACUCGGAAUCCCAAGGAUCAGACAGCAAAGAAGGUCGUGGAAACACCCCUAUUACUACCGACGAUGCUCAGAAUCAAGCCAACCUAGCGAGAAACACUUCCGUGUUCACAUGGAAAAACCUGGUCUAUACUGUGAAGACACCUUCCGGAGAUCGUGUCCUUCUAGACAAUAUCUAUGGUUGGGUUAAACCUGGUAUGCUUGGAGCUUUGAUGGGAUCUUCUGGAGCUGGUAAGACGACAUUGCUUGAUGUCCUGGCACAGAGAAAGACAGAAGGUACGAUUAACGGAACCGUCUUGGUCGACGGUCGCGAACUCCCUAUGUCUUUCCAGAGAAUGGCAGGAUAUUGUGAACAGCUUGAUGUCCACGAAGGCUACGCGACUGUCAAGGAAGCGCUCGAGUUCUCGGCGCUUCUCCGUCAACCUGAACAUGUCCCUAGAGAAGAGAAACUGGCCUACGUCGAUACUAUUAUCGACCUCCUAGAGUUGCACGAUCUUGCUGAUACGUUGAUCGGAACUGUCGGUGAGGGGCUGAGCGUGGAACAGCGCAAGCGUGUUACUAUCGGUGUCGAGCUUGUGUCUAAGCCUAGUAUCCUCAUCUUCCUAGACGAGCCUACUUCAGGUCUUGAUGGCCAAUCUGCCUAUAAUACCGUCCGAUUCUUGCGCCGUCUGGCUGAUGCUGGUCAGGCUAUCCUGGUUACCAUUCACCAGCCCUCUGCCCAGUUAUUCGCUCAGUUCGACACACUAUUGCUCCUCGCGAAAGGAGGCAAAAUGGUUUACUUCGGCGAUAUCGGCGAGAACGGCUCUACAGUCAAGCAGUACUUCGGUCAAUAUGGAGCGCCUUGCCCUAUCAGCAGCAAUCCUGCCGAGCAUAUGAUCGACGUGGUCACCGGUGGUAUUGAAGCUGUGAAGGAUAAGGAUUGGCAUCAGAUCUGGGUGGAUUCGCCUGAACACGCCGCACGCGUUGCAGAACUCGAUGAGAUUGUUGCCGAGGCCGCCGCCAAACCAGCCGCCACACACGAUGAUGGUCGAGAAUUCGCUACCUCGCUUUGGACCCAGAUCAGGCUCGUCACCGCUCGUAUGAGUGUCUCUCUGGUCAGAAACACCAACUACGUGAAUAACAAACUUGAGCUGCAUAUCAUUUCGGCACUUCUUAAUGGCUUCUCAUUCUGGCAUCUUGGAGAUUCCGUUACUGCUCUUCAGCUGAAGAUGUUUACCAUCUUCAAUUUCACUUUUGUUGCACCAGGUGUUAUUAACCAGCUUCAGCCUCUCUUUAUCCAACGUCGUGAUAUCUAUGAUGCUCGGGAGAAGAAGUCGAGAAUGUAUUCUUGGAAGGCCUUUGUGACGGGUCUCAUCGUCUCCGAGUUCCCCUAUCUCUGCCUUUGUGCCGUCUCAUAUUUCGUCUGCUGGUACUACCAAACCCAUCUGCCUACAGACUCUAAGAAUGCUGGAGCCACAUUCUUUAUCAUGUUGAUCUAUGAGUUCAUCUAUACCGGUAUUGGACAGUUUAUCGCGGCGUACGCCCCGAACGCAACAUUUGCCGCAUUGGUGAAUCCCCUGAUUGUCAACUCACUGGUUUUGUUCUGUGGAGCUUUCGUUCCUCAACCUGAACUUAAUGUCUUCUGGAAAUACUGGUUCUACUACCUCGACCCAUUCAACUACGUGGUGGGAGGCAUGUUCACCUUUGGUAUUUGGGAGGCGACAGUAACAUGCAAAUCUGAUGAACUUGCUUACUUUAAUCCUCCUAAUGGAACUUGCCAGUCCUAUCUGGCGGACUACAUGGCUGGCGCUGGCUCUGCCAUCAACUUGCUGAACCCCGAUGCAACUUCCAACUGCGAGGUCUGUCAAUAUACAAGGGGAAGCGAUUACCUGAAGACCCUCAAUAUCAAUGGCUACUACUAUGGCUGGAGAGAUGCCGGUAUCUGUUGUAUCUUCGCCAUUAGUGGCUACGCCUUGGUCUUUGUCUUGAUGAAGCUCCGAACCAAGGCUUCCAAGAAGGCGGAGUAA
Messenger RNA from Penicillium odoratum, 4242 nucleotides. Its product is annotated as CDR ABC transporter. The transcript is spliced from 3 exons. The record is from RefSeq and is a predicted model, not a curated record. The coding region runs from base 1 to 4242 and encodes 1413 amino acids. Lineage: Eukaryota; Fungi; Ascomycota; Eurotiomycetes; Eurotiales; Aspergillaceae. Gene Ontology annotation, biological process: transmembrane transport. Gene Ontology annotation, cellular component: membrane. Gene Ontology annotation, molecular function: ABC-type transporter activity; ATP hydrolysis activity; ATP binding.